GAGUGCGAGCGACGUCAUCUCGACGCCUCAGAGCAGCAGCGAGGUCAGUGGCCGGUCCUCUCGGACAACCAUCUGAUCCUCUGCGCCGGACCCGAACGCUCUGGCAGUACCUGGCUUUACAAUGCCAUUCGGCUUCUUUACUUGGAGGCGAGGGUGCCCUGCGACUCCUAUUGGAUGGCCAGGUUAUCUCGCGAGAAGUUAGAGCAGCGACUGGCUGCUCGACCUCCGGCGAUGGUACUGGUGAAGACGCAUGAGUGGCAGCCUGGCUACAACGAGUUCGUUCACCUGGCGAAGUACGUGGUGCUGACGCAUCGCGACCUCAGAGGCGUGAUCGCAUCGUAUCGGCGCGUGAAGUGGGAAGUGGCCAUUCCAGAUGCUUAUGUUUCC
Molecule: messenger RNA, 387 nt
Organism: Symbiodinium necroappetens
Lineage: Eukaryota; Dinophyceae; Suessiales; Symbiodiniaceae
Source: the annotation of a GenBank genome assembly